Messenger RNA from Hydractinia symbiolongicarpus, 8203 nucleotides. Its product is annotated as mucin-2-like. Gene Ontology annotation, molecular function: carbohydrate binding; hydrolase activity, hydrolyzing O-glycosyl compounds. The transcript has a single exon. Lineage: Eukaryota; Metazoa; Cnidaria; Hydrozoa; Anthoathecata; Hydractiniidae. Gene Ontology annotation, biological process: carbohydrate metabolic process. The record is from RefSeq and is a predicted model, not a curated record. Bases 51 to 8048 code for a protein of 2665 amino acids.
UGUUUACAAAAAAGUAAUUCAUUUUAAAGUGUUAUUUCUGGUGAUUUAUCAUGCACGGAGAAAUUUUAUAUGCUCUAGUACUUUCAUCGUGUUUUGUGUUAUGUAUUGGUGUUUCACCAUGCACGAAAUAUUUAUAUGUGACGAAUGACUGGCCUGAUGGAUUUGAUGGUUAUCUCGUGUUGCCGGUACAAGAAAACAACAAAAGAUGGCAGGUGCGAGUUAUCUUUAGCCAUCCUAUCCAUACAUUAGACGUUCCAAGUGGUGAGGUUUCUAAACGUAAUACAACAACAUUCGAUAUUGUUAGUCGAGGUUACCAGUAUGUUAAAAAAGGAAUGGUAUUUAAACUGAAACUGACCGUCCACUUUUCUCGAAAUGCGAAAAAUAAAUUUGAACUUAAGUCUAUCACAUUUGGUUCAUUUUCCUGUAAUACAGAAGCUUCACCUAUCCCAGUAUGUGAUGCCAUAGUGCAAAAAGUCGACAACUGGCCCGAUGGUUUUCGCGGAUAUUUGACGAUACCUGUCACCCGUGACUUGUCUAGUUGGACGAUCAUACUAACGUUCAGUCAUCCCCUUAUUACCUUCCAUGCGCCUCAAGGUGUAACGACCAACAUAGAUGCCAUGAAAUCGUUUCGUAUAGUCAGUCAGUCUUAUAAUGGCAGAUUAAAAAAUGGUGUAAUUUUAAAACUCGAAAUUAUUGUUCGUUUUUCACGCGAUGUAAAGCCGCUUUUUAACAUCCAGUCAGUCGGGUUCGAAGGAAAUCAUAUUUGUUCAGGGUAUAAAACUCCUUCAGUGAUGACAACUACAACCACUUCCGCUUCCUGUCAACCCUACCUUCGAUACGUCACUCGUUGGACGACAGGGUAUCAAUUAGAAAUCUUACUACCUGUUACGAGACAGAUUCAGAAUGGUUGGAAACUAACACUGGUAUUUGAUAAAGUCACUUCACCUCUAAAUGGGUCUCAUAUAAGUCAAGGAGACAUUUUAAGUAACAUAAAUCACCGGACGUAUGUGAUAAGAAACAAGUCUUGGAACAAAGUUUUAUACGUUGGUACAUUUGUUUUCCGUCUUCUAGUUCCCCAUGAGAUUGGUAAAGCACCCCAAGUAAUAAGCAUGAAGUUUGACAACCUAAUAUGUCACGAAUAUCGUGUGACCACGAAUCAACCAAUGACAACUCAGUUAUUAACGCGGAAACCACAAACUACGAUAACAACCAAAACCAAGGAAACUACAUAUGUAACAAAAACAAAACUUCCACAAAAAUCAGGACCAACUACCGUUUCUACCACCGCGACAACGCCCUUACAAGGAUGCUCAAAUCUUAAUCACGUCAAUACAACUUGGUUAAGAGGGAUGAAGGGUGAUUUGAUUUUGCCUGUAAAGAAAAACUUAGACGGUUGGAAAAUAACCAUAACAUUCUCAUUUCCAAUAUUCAAUUUUCAGGUUUGGCAGGCAAAACUGUCCUGUGAUUAUAAAAAAAGUAUUUGUGUCCUGACAAAUCACAACUGGAAUAAAUACUUAUACAAAGGAAGCACCUUUUCAUUAGCCUAUGUCAUCGAAUACACUAAGGAAUUCCAACAUCGUCCGCAACCAUUUAAGCAAAUCCGUUUUAUUGAUUCAAUGUGUCAAGAAAACCAACCGACAUUAAGCACAGUCACAACAACUAAUGUUCCAAAUACAUCGACAAAGACAACGAGAACACAACAUUCAAACCCAACAACAAUUACAACAACAGAAGCAGCAACUACAACAACCACAACAGGCGGACCAACUACCGUUUCAACCACCGCGACAACGCCCUUACAAGGAUGCUCAAAUCUUAAUCACAUCAUUACAACUUGGUUAAGAGGGAUGAAUGGUGAUUUGAUUUUGCCUGUAAAGAAAAACUUAGACGGUUGGAAAAUAACCAUAACAUUCUCAUUUCCAAUAUUCAAUUUUCAUGUUUGGCAGGCAAAACUGUCCUGUGAUUAUAAAAAAAGUAUUUGUGUCUUGACAAAUCACAACUGGAAUAAGUACUUAUACAAAGGAACCACCUUUUCAUUAGCCUAUGUCAUCGAAUACACUAAGGAAAUUCAACAUCGUCCGCAACCAUUUAAGCAAAUCCGUUUUAUUGAUUCAAUGUGUCAAGAAAACCAACCGACAUUAAGCGCAGUCACAACAACUAAUGUUCCAAAUAUAUCGACAAAGACAACGAGAACACAACAUUCAAACACAACAACAAUCACAACAACAGAAGAAGUAACUACAACAAACGCAACAGAAACACCAACCGCCAUCACAACAACAGAGGCACCAACUACAUUAAAGGCAACAGAAGCAUCAACCACCAUCACAACAACAGAAGAAGUAACAACAACAACUACAACAGAAGCACCAACCACCAUCACAACAACAGAAGAAGUAACUACAAGAAACGCAACAGAAACACCAACCGCCAUCACAACAACAGAGGCAGCAACUACAUCAAACGCAACAGAAGCAUCAACCACCAUCACAACAACAGAAGAAGCAAUUACAGCAAACGCAACUGAAGCACCAACCACCAUCACAACAACAGAAGAAGUAACUACAACAACUACAAGAGAAGCACCAACCACCAUCACAACAACAGAAGAAGUAACUACAACAAACGCAACAGAAACACCAACCACCAUCACAACAACAGAAGAAGUAACUACAACAACUACAAGAGAAGCACCAACCACCAUCACAACAACAGAAGAAGUAACUACAACAAACGCAACAGAAGCACCAACCACCAUCACAACAACAAAAGAAGUAACUACAACAAACGCAACAGAAACACCAACCCCCAUCACAACAACAGAGGCAGCAACUACAACAACUACAACAGAAGCACCAACCACCAUCACAACAACAGAGGCAGCAACUACAACAACUACAACAGAAGCACCAACAACAAUGACAACAACAGAAGAAAGAACUACAACCAACGCAACAGAAACACCAACCCCCAUUACAACAACUACAACAACUACAACAGAAGCACCAACCACCAUCACAACAACAGAGGCAGCAACUACAACAAACUCAACAGAAGCACCAACCACCAUCACAACAACAGAGGCAGCAACUACAACGCACUCAACAGAAGCACUAACCCCCAUCACAACAACAGAAGAAGUAACUACAACAACUACAACAGAAGCACCAACCACCAUCACAACAACAGAAGCAGCAACUACAACAAACUUAACAGAAGCACCAACCACCAUCACAACAACAGAAGAAGUAACUACAACAACUACAAGAGAAGCACCAACCACCAUCACAACAACAGAAGAAGUAACUACAACAAACGCAACAGAAACACCAACCACCAUCACAACAACAGAGGCAGCAACUACAACGCACUCAACAGAAGCACUAACCCCCAUCACAACAACAGAAGAAGUAACUACAACAACUACAACAGAAGCACCAACCACCAUCACAACAACAGAAGCAGCAACUACAACAAACUCAACAGAAGCACCAACCACCAUCACAACAACAGAAGAAGUAACUACAACAACUACAACAGAAGCACCAACCACCAUCACAACAACAGAAGAAGUAACUACAACAAACGCAACAGAAACACCAACCCCCAUCACAACAACAGAGGCAGCAACUACAACAACUACAACAGAAGCACCAACCACCAUCACAACAACAGAGGCAGCGACUACAACAACUACAACAGAAGCACCAACAACAAUGCCAACAACAGAAGAAAGAACUACAACAACUACAACAGAAGCACCAACCACCAUCACAACAACAGAAGAAGUAACUACAACAAACGCAACAGAAACACCAACCCCCAUCACAACAACAGGGGCAGCAACUACAACAACUACAACAGAAGCACCAACCACCAUCACAACAACAGAAGCAGCAACUACAACAAACUCAACAGAAGCUCCAACCACCAUCACAACAACAGAAAAAGUAACUACAACAACUACAACAGAAGAAACAACCACCAUCACAACAACAGAAGCAGCAACUACAACAAACUCAACAGAAGCACCAACCACCAUCACAACAACAGAAGAAAGAUCUACAACAACUACAACAGAAGCACCAACCACCAUCACAACAACAGAAGCAGCAACUACAAUCAACGCAACAGAAACACCAACCCCCAUCACAACAACAGAAGAAGUAACUACAACAAACGCAACAGAAACACCAACCACCAUCACAACAACAGAAGCAGCAACUACAACAAACUCAACAGAAGCACCAACCACCAUCACAACAACAGAAGAAAGAGCUACAACAACUACAACAGAAGCACCAACAACAAUGACAACAACAGAAGAAGUAACUACAACAAACUCAACAGAAGCUCCAACCACCAUCACAACAACAGAAGAAGUAACUACAACAACUACAACAGAAGCACCAACCACCAUCACAACAACAGAAGAAGUAACUACAACAAACGCAACAGAAACACCAACCCCCAUCACAACAACAGAGGCAGCAAUUACAACAACUACAACAGAAGCACCAACCACCUUCACAACAACAGAAGCAGCAACUACAACAAACUCAACAGAAGCUCCAACCACCAUCACAACAACAGAAGAAGUAACUACAACAACUACAACAGAAGCACCAACCACCAUCACAACAACAGAAGCAGCAACUACAACAACUACAACAGAAGCACCAACAACAAUGACAACAACAGAAGAAAGAACUACAACCAACGCAACAGAAACACCAACCCCCAUUACAACAACUACAACAACUACAACAGAAGCACCAACCACCAUCACAACAACAGAGGCAGCAACUACAACAAACUCAACAGAAGCACCAACCACCAUCACAACAACAGAGGCAGCAACUACAACGCACUCAACAGAAGCACUAACCCCCAUCACAACAACAGAAGAAGUAACUACAACAACUACAACAGAAGCACCAACCACCAUCACAACAACAGAAGCAGCAACUACAACAAACUUAACAGAAGCACCAACCACCAUCACAACAACAGAAGAAGUAACUACAACAACUACAAGAGAAGCACCAACCACCAUCACAACAACAGAAGAAGUAACUACAACAACUACAAGAGAAGCACCAACCACCAUCACAACAACAGAGGCAGCAACUACAACGCACUCAACAGAAGCACUAACCCCCAUCACAACAACAGAAGAAGUAACUACAACAACUACAACAGAAGCACCAACCACCAUCACAACAACAGAAGCAGCAACUACAACAAACUCAACAGAAGCACCAACCACCAUCACAACAACAGAAGAAGUAACUACAACAACUACAACAGAAGCACCAACCACCAUCACAACAACAGAAGAAGUAACUACAACAAACGCAACAGAAACACCAACCCCCAUCACAACAACAGAGGCAGCAACUACAACAACUACAACAGAAGCACCAACCACCAUCACAACAACAGAGGCAGCGACUACAACAACUACAACAGAAGCACCAACAACAAUGCCAACAACAGAAGAAAGAACUACAACAACUACAACAGAAGCACCAACCACCAUCACAACAACAGAAGAAGUAACUACAACAAACGCAACAGAAACACCAACCCCCAUCACAACAAUAGGGGCAGCAACUACAACAACUACAACAGAAGCACCAACCACCAUCACAACAACAGAAGCAGCAACUACAACAAACUCAACAGAAGCUCCAACCACCAUCACAACAACAGAAAAAGUAACUACAACAACUACAACAGAAGAAACAACCACCAUCACAACAACAGAAGCAGCAACUACAACAAACUCAACAGAAGCACCAACCACCAUCACAACAACAGAAGAAAGAUCUACAACAACUACAACAGAAGCACCAACCACCAUCACAACAACAGAAGCAGCAACUACAAUCAACGCAACAGAAACACCAACCCCCAUCACAACAACAGAAGAAGUAACUACAACAAACGCAACAGAAACACCAACCACCAUCACAACAACAGAAGCAGCAACUACAACAAACUCAACAGAAGCACCAACCACCAUCACAACAACAGAAGAAAGAGCUACAACAACUACAACAGAAGCACCAACAACAAUGACAACAACAGAAGAAGUAACUACAACAAACUCAACAGAAGCUCCAACCACCAUCACAACAACAGAAGAAGUAACUACAACAACUACAACAGAAGCACCAACCACCAUCACAACAACAGAAGAAGUAACUACAACAAACGCAACAGAAACACCAACCCCCAUCACAACAACAGAGGCAGCAAUUACAACAACUACAACAGAAGCACCAACCACCUUCACAACAACAGAAGCAGCAACUACAACAAACUCAACAGAAGCUCCAACCACCAUCACAACAACAGAAGAAGUAACUACAACAACUACAACAGAAGCACCAACCACCAUCACAACAACAGAAGCAGCAACUACAACAAACUCAACAGAAGCACCAACCACCAUCACAACAACAGAAGAAAGAACUACAACAACUGCAACAGAAGCACCAACCACCAUCACAACAACAGCAGCAGCAACUACAACCAACGCAACAGAAACACCAACUCCCAUCACAACAACAGAAGAAAGAACUACAACAACUACAACAGAAGCACCAACAACAAUCACAACAACAGAAGCAGCAACUACAACAAACUCAACAGAAACACCAACCGCCAUCACAACAACAGAUGAAAUAACUACAACAACUACUGGUGUGCCUCCUCUUUGUAAAACUAGAUAUAAUUACGGUGAAGUUUUAAAAAAAUCAAUUCGUUUUUUUAAAGCGCAAAGAACCGGGGAUAUUUCAAAUGACAAUACUAUUAAAUGGCAAUUAUCUAGUUUUUUAGGUGAUGGAAAGGAUGUAGGAUUGGAUUUGUCAGGUGGUUACUUUGAUGGUGGUGGAUAUGUGAAGUACGGAUUCCCAUUGGGCGCUUCAUUUUCUUUGCUUUCCUGGGGAGUGUUGUCUUUUAAGGAAAGUUACGAAACGUACGAUCGCUAUAAUGAUGUUCUUAGCUCCAUAAGAUGGGCAUCUGAUUAUUUUGUGAAAUGUCACACAAGUGGGUACACAUUGUAUGGUCAAGUUGGGCGUGGAACCACGGAAAAAGGCUUUUGGGGAAGACCAGAUGAAUUGAAAAUUGCUCGUCCAAGUUUUAAUAUAAACAUUGCAAAUCCUGGUACAGAGUUGGCUUGUGAAACUGCUGCAUUCUUUGCCGCUGCUUCGCUAGUUUUCCUUAAAAACGAUCUCUCUUAUUCUCAGAGGCUACUGGCCCGCGCUUCUUUCCUUUAUGAAUUUGGUAAUACCUACCGUGAGACGUACCAUAACUCUAUUCCUGAUGCAGCGAACUUUUAUCGAAGUCGUUCUGGCUAUGGGGAUGAGCUAGCAUGGUCCGCUCUAUGGUUGUAUAAAGCAACAAACGAUACUGAAUAUUUAUCUGCGGCGGAAAAGCAUUAUAGCGAUUUCCAGUUGAAUUCCUUCUCAGAAGAGUUCUCUUGGGAUCAGAAGAAAAUAGGCGUUAACUUGCUGCUAACUGAACUAACAGGAAAGUACAAAUAUAAGGCUGUUGUUACGAAAUAUUGUGAUUGGCAUGUGAACAAACAAAAGACACCAAAAGGACUUGCCUUUAUCGAAGAAAAGAAUUCGCUGGGACUGGUUGCCAAUACAGCAUUUGCAUGUCUUCAAGCAGCAAGACUCGGCAUAAAACCUUGGAGAUACAAUCACUUUGCACGGUCACAAUUACAUUAUAUGCUUGGGGAUACUGGUCGCAGUUUUGUAGUAGGAUUCGGAGUAAAUCCUCCCCAACAGCCCCAUCAUAGAGCUAGUUCAUGCCCUGAUAAGCCUACCGUGUGUAACUGGGAUACGUACAACGAAAGGAGACCAAAUCACCAUGUUUUGGAAGGCGCACUGGUAAGUGGUCCAGAUCGAAAAGAUCGUUAUACCGAUUUGCGUUCGGAAGCUAUAAAAAACGAAGUUUCAAUCGCGAAUAAUGCAGGUUUCCAAUCCGCUAUUGCCGGAUUGAUUGACCUUGCCUUAAAGGGACACUGUUGUUAGAUUGUAUUCGCCUUAUAUACGAGUUCCUGUGUUUUAAUAUGUUAAUGUUUGGGGUUAUAUUUAUAAGCGGUGUUAUAUUUUUGUUACAAAAUAUUUGUUAUUGACUUAUGGUAAAAAGUUGUAUUGAAAGACUAAUUCAAGUCCCAAUCCAUGUA